This is a messenger RNA of Spirometra erinaceieuropaei, 8662 nucleotides long. The record is from the annotation of a GenBank genome assembly. Lineage: Eukaryota; Metazoa; Platyhelminthes; Cestoda; Diphyllobothriidea; Diphyllobothriidae.
AUGAAACAGGAAACAAUACAACUGAAACAUUUAUUUUGUUUUACCGCGCUGAAAUUGAGAGGGACUAAUCAUAAGCAUUUCGGUCCCGAUUACUCCUGUCGCACGUCAAUUCGAACAGUAGAUGUAAGUAGUUUUCCCACGAAUCCCUUCGAAAUAUGCGCUAACUUACUGAGAAAACACCAAGACUCCAUGUUGUGUUUCUAAAUUCACUGAGAACUGUGCUCGUGCUUUAGCUUUCGGUAAGAUAUCUGACAAUUCUUUCAUUGAUCAUUUUGUGCUAUCGGAGUACUUACACAAUCAUUUUUAAUUUUGUUUUGAUGAACAGUGAGUACAACUGCGCUACCGUGGUUGCUAUUUCUGCCUAUGCACUAACGGAGAGGCGCGUUGUGCUCAGCUUGUUAUCUUCUAUGUCUUUAACAUCCUUGCACACAUUCCGUUUAAGUGUUCAGAUAUUAAACACUAAUGGAACGCAGUAAACGUACUCUGUAAGUAGUUCACACAAGGGUUGCAUUUGCAGUGCCCAUGCCACCUAAUUAUGAGUUCUCACGUGCUUAUAGUUCAAAUGCCCAGUCACCUGACAGCUCCGGCAUGUACAACAUUGUUCCCCAACUGGCGCACAAAUAUAUGAUCUAGUCGGCUGUUUUGAAUAUCUGUGCUAACACUAAAUGCUUGAGUUUGGCUCCGCACCACUUACCGUCGAAAGACAUAUGUUGGCUAGUGAUUUGAUAGGACUGUGAUUACUCACCCUUUCUUUGAUAUUCCCACAUUCACACACAUUGCUGACAUAAUUCUUCGGGUCCCCACAGCUAUCAACAAAUGAACAAAAUAACACUGAAUGCAUACAAACUGAAAUUGGGGAGUCUUCCCUUGCGCGUAGUUUCUGCAACGUACCACGAAAAAGUGCUUGAUCAUUACGAGAAUCCUCGUAACGUUGGUUCGCUAAACAAGAAGGACAAAAACGUCGGAACUGGUCUUGUUGGUGCCCCAGCCUGCGGUGAUGUCAUGAAAUUGCAAAUAAAGGUAAGAUUGGGGCCUACUUUUUGUAAGAAUGCGUUGUCUAUCCUAUAUUUCCUGUACCUGUCCCUCGAAUUAAUUUAUGCCAAGUCCAUAUGUUACUUUGAUUCAUUAGCGUCUGAGUUAUCUGUUCUUUCACCAACUCGCCCCAAAAAAGGCCGGCCAAUAGGCACCGGUCACGAAAAAACCUGACAGUCCUGUGUUGCGAAGUGUUUCUUCGCCUCGUCAGAUGUGCAGCUGGAGCACAAUUUCGGUCUCGCGGCAUUGACGGACAAACAAAUUGAUUAAGCUAUCUACCUUACUGGGGACUGUACGCUAUAGCUAAUCGUUGGUAAGCUCUGGCAGGUUAAUGUCGUCAAAGUAGUUGAAGCCACACAGUGGAUAUCCUAGUAUAUGAUCAUUGCCGUCAUCAUCCUCAUCCCCAUCCUCCUCAUCGUCACUCCCCCUUCCUGCCCCCAUCUUCACCCGCACGCUCAUCUUAAUUAUCAAAUUUCUUACAAUACUCCAGAGUACUCGGCCAGUGUCUAGUUAAUUAAGAUGGACCACCGGGUGCAUCCCUGUUCGAGGCCUGACUAAACAUCGAAGGGCUGUGAUCGCUGUUCCGUCCGUUUGUAUUAUUCGCUGCGAGAACUCAGUGAGUGAAAUUGGACGCCUUCGCCAGAUUAACAAGACGGCUCUCCGUUGUCAUGGCGGAUUUAGAGUGUGAACCAUCGAAUCCUGCCCGGCUUAGAACCCUGCUUGCCUGACAUCAUCCCUUGUUCCACGUCACUGUAGAACUGAUAGAAAGCCACAGUAGCAAAAACUCGAUAGAAUUAGAUGACGGUUGUACCGCAGUACUUUCUUCAUGAAGAUUGGCGCAACUUUCGCUGAGUCCAAAUCAUGAAUUACCGUUUCGUUUGCACAUGCUUUCUAAUCUUCAUGUGAAACCACAACUGUACUAUCAACGCGAGACAAGCUUUGACAGGGCUACCGUCAUCCCCAGUCGCUUUUUUGCACAACCUUAGCAUAGCAUUUCUGGGAGGUAUCCACGACAAUACAGGCCGAUCUUUGACAUUUUACAGGUACCCAGCCAUCACGCCGUCACUUGCGUCAUGGUCAAUCACUGAAUGCAGUAGACCUACCACUGGCUUGGUGAGGGAAUUACAAAGGCACUAGAUGUCCGUUUGUGCGCGAAUAAUCGUUUGGGCUUGACAGUCCUUGCGGUCUCGCGUGGAUAACUUUGCGUCGCUUUGUGGGGGUGACAGAUAAUCGUCAUUACGGGAUUAAUUCCGGAGGCCGGAUGGAAAACUGUAUGACUCUUGAGCUGAUGCAGUCAUUGUGGGGUCGCCGGGUAAACUCGAGAACUCUUUCAACUGCCUCGCGGACAGAGGACUUUAGUGCUGACCGUUGAAUAUUGCCUCAUCCUUCGACUCGUGCUACAAACCAAAACCAAAUUUCUCUAGCGAAGACCUUGGCUGACUUGGAUUUACCUAACUGUGUGGCACCAGGGUGUCGUACACGCGAUGUUUUUAGCGCGGACGAGGGAUUCAGUUGUCGGGCGUGUGCGAACGAAAACAUGGUUUAACAUGUAGGUUUUGCCAGUUUUGGCGCCACGAACUGAUCUUCCAUCACUCCCUCAAACACGAAAUCUUGCACUGACUAGAAUGUAUUCCAUCCACCUAGUGGUGCAGACUUCGUUUGAACAUGAGUUGUUUGCAGUGGUGCUGGAAGCGCGCGCCUUGGUGAUGACUGUCCGAUUGUAGUCGGAAAAGUCCAACGUUACCGCACCACUGUUGCAUCGACAACUAGGUCAACUGCUUGAAGAGUCAGACGCCCACUGCGGCCAUUUCAGUCUUCGGAAAUGAUCAGAUCGCGGAGAGGAAGUCCGUCGACAAGUUCGUCCAGCUGCAGAUAAGUUCAUUUGGUACGCCGGUUGGCAGCUGAACUUGGUGCGUACGUGGAAACGCCUGUCGACAAAAUACCCCGCUAACCGUACGCAAGUCAGCCGAUCAUGAAAUCGUUCUCACAUAAUCACUGCACAGUUUCCCUGUUGCAGGAUGAUCACUACUGGGUACAGGAAAACUCGUUUAAUAGCGGUUCGCUGUCGCCAAGUCACGGUGCCGUCAUCGAACCUUGCGACAUUUUUCAAGACAAUCGACGCGUUAGGCCCCAGACCGCGCCCUGGUAGUACUGUUGAUCCUAGCCUGAUUUUAUUUUUCCGACGGAUAAGUCUGCUUAUUUCACGGCGAACCUUCGCGGAAGGCUGCUUCUCUAUCCACUAUGUAUGAAUGUGCCGGCAGCUUGUCUUACCCCUCGUGCGUUUAUGAUGCUAUCAGCAUCAUAGGUCUCCUAUACGGACUCGGUGUGGUCCUUCUUUGAGGAAGACAAUCCAUCCGCUCGUGCACGCAAGAUUCCUCAGGGAUAUUCGGGUCCCGUGAUUUAAUUGAACAUCCACAUUACGUGGGCGAGCGCCUUCCGCACACCGACUCCAAGUUCCCAAGGGAGCACAUUCCUUGCUCAUGCAUCUUUUUUCGCCUUGAUUUUCAUAUAGGUUGAUGACGAGGGUCGGAUUAUUGAUGCCAAAUUUAAGACUUUCGGAUGCGGGUCUGCCAUCGCCUCCAGUUCCUUGGCGACUGAAUGGGUCAAGGGCAAGACGGUGGAUGAGGCUACUACCAUUAAGAACACUGAAAUCGCAAAGGAGCUGAAGUUACCGCCGGUCAAACUCCAUUGUUCUAGUGAGUAGUCAACACUCGUGACUUAUCUACUGCACGUCUUUUCUUACACGUCUCCUCUUUCAAAUCGCCAAAGUUGGGCAAAUUUCCAGUUCAUUUACUUAAGUCCUUUGUUUAGCUUACUGUGCUUAUAAAAUUGCCUCUUUAUGCUCAACCACUCCAGCACCAAGUUGCUUUUGACGUCUCUUGUAUUAGCUAGCACUACAUCAGACUAGGGUUGUAUGCACGUUUUCUUUCCUGCACGCUACCACGAUCGCAUUUGAAUUGGGAUCCACUUAGACUUACCAGAACCGUGCGUUCUAGAAGAAAACGGAGAACUGCCGAUGCAAAGAUUCUUGUUAGUCAUUUUGGUGUUGUCCCACGCUGGCUGAGCAGAGUGACUUCUUCUUUUAUUGCCUUUGCACCAGCUAGUCCUCUAAGACAAACCUGGUCGUAGCGCGAUUACGAGUUGCUAGGAUUGGCUUUGUCUUCGCGACACUGACAAACGCGGAAAACCUUAGUAAGGAAUAGUACGCUGUAAGAAUUUGAAGUGCGGCAGUCUAGUUAUACCGCAAAAAGGUAUUUGCCUGCUGUGCUAACUGCGCCUCUUGUCCUCAAACGGCCUGCCCUUUUGCGGAUGCGUAUUCGACCUAUAUUAACUUCCCCUUGCGAACUUGUCUGUGCGUCACACGAAGCUAAAACCGCAUCAUUUUCGUGUCAUGAUUUCGACCUGCGUAUACAACUCCUUCGAAACCUUCACGGGUACUGUAGAGUGUUGCUGACUAGCCAAUGUAUUGUGCUCCACGUGCUAUAAAUUGUAUUCUGUCCGCCGCAUGGACGCAAUUGCUUCAUGUAUGCCUGUUCAAAAAAGAAACGAAGUCCCCGUGUUCUUUAUUGACACUCGGAGUCACAAGAGCAGAUCGAGGCUCACCAGCGUUGUUCUACUCGGAAAAGAUUUUUAUCUGAAGUAUUCUGAGACAGAGACUUCGAGAGAAGGUUCUGUUAGCGCAGCGAGAAUUCGAAUGCUCUAUUUUCCACUGCAGCAAUUAUUUUUCAUUCGUUCAUUUGUUUUCUGCCAUCUUAUAUGGAGUUUUGUUUGCUAUUACUUGCGUCCACUUCUGUCGCCUCUUGCAACAAGGCGAGCCUGUGUGAUUUUGUCACUUGGCGUGGACCAGCUACCACCGAUUACUGAUUGCUCGUAUGUUGCUGUCCGCAGGCUGGGGGUAAAAAACAAAAUGAUAGUCCGUUGUCUUUCUACCAAGCCAGGUCGGUGAGCGUAACUCGCACCCGAAAUGACUUUCCCUGACCACGGUCGAUAUGGCGUAGUCCCGUGGUUCGUGGGUAGUAUCUGACUUGGUCGGUUAGUCAAGUAAGCCAUACCAUGCGCUUUGAAUAGGUCUUGUGUGGAAGCUACCUGAGGAUGUCUUAGAAGUCGUCUUAUUCGCCUGUCACAACUGACGAGAACAAUAGAUGGCCAGACACCGUUGUGAAAUUUUCCAAAAAUUGAAACAUUUGUGGCACUGGACGGUUCGUACAACUCAUUUCUACAGUCAGGAACGCGUCUUCUCCUUCUCUUUAUGCCUUCAGUUCUAAGUCCCACCCAGCUAGUUCUUUUCAACUUGAGACGCCGUUUAGACACCGUGAUCGUGUCUGGUCCUUAAGUAAUGCCUAAAUUUACGAUGAGGACGAUGUUGAUCGUGACCAUACUGACGGAUUCGGCAGCGACAAGUAGACACCAGUAUUUCCCUAUCAGGAGCUUUGUCUUUCUCCCACUGCUCUAGAAGUGGAUGGGAGACCGUUUCACCACCCUAGUCAUUUUCUGUCUGUCCAACAAUGCGGUUGAGGGGUUCCUUACCAAAUGAUGCCAAAUGGGUUGCGGUCGUCGUGUGAUCAGCUUCCGAGUACGCCAGCCUGCCAGUUCUGAAUCGUCAGCAUCAUUCAGUUCCACUUAGACACGUCCCUUCGCAGAUCUGUGCCGCACGAACUUUUUGCCGACGACAGUACUUCUAUUCAUUAUUCGACCCAUAAGGCUUCUCAUCUACUCAGUGGGACGAUUCGUUUAUCUUUCAGUCCUUUGGACUUGAGGUGUCGGUCGGUCCCUUAUUAAAUCCGAUACUCAUCUGUCUGGUUAAUAUUCGCCUAUCUAGGCUCGCAUAAUUGCGAGACAUUCGUCCAGCAAUUGUAGUCUGCCAGGGACACAUGGGAAAUUGGUGAAGAAACAUGAAAAUAAACGGCACUAAGAGAGGCGAGCAAUGUACAUGAUAAAUAACUGGGGUAAUUCAAGUAAACUGCUGACCACUCAUGGCUUCAAGCUAACGUAUUUUGCUGACUUUGCAGCUCUUUGUCACGCUGGAGGGGGUUUUCAUUCUCAUAAUCCUUCUUUCCUAUCUUAAAUAUCCCAUGCUUAACCUCGGACGAGUUUGGCUUUAGGCUUGUUAUUGAAAGCAGCUGGAAGUCUCACAUAGAGCAUAAUUUUAGGUGGCCAUUUAGUAGAGUGACCGUUUGUACAGAUACUUUUAAAGUGCCAGUUGCAAACAACGAUGCGCACUACUGCCCGUACGGGAUGGGCGUUGCCGUUACUCGCGUGUUUUUUGAAGCAGACGUGGACGCGUCUACCUCACUCCUCUGCACCGGCCGCGUUCCGAUUGGAGGACGAAGCGAAACCAAACGAAGCCGGAAGUAGUUGCAAUGUUUGACAAAAAUAAACUGUCCGCCUAUGCGUGGCACACACGCAGCCUGGUUCCUGACACCAAACGUGCCAGGUCUCUCUUGGGUCUCAUCUGAGUGAGAGCGCCAUAAAUUCCACGUUAAGGAACUGUUACAGUCGAACCAUUACUCCAAAGUAUGAUCUGGUUUUUUCGUCCGCAAUUAACCUUUAAAACAAGGAAGGUUGGCGCGCCAUGUGAAGGGGUACUUCAGCGUCGACUUCAUCUUUCCUCCUAUCAUGCAAUAGCGGCUCGUGAGAACCUUUCGGCCGACUGGACUCAGUGGCUGACGUGGCGUGACAUGCACGCGCCAGAUCUUCCUACCGUGUGAACAGAUUUUACGCCAAACUACAGUUCUCAUAUAAAUGAGAUUUGCAUAUUCUCCAGUACGAUGUUUAGCCCGUCAUAACAAUGUCAACGAGUUACAUCACAGAGCUGUGAUAUUUGAUAUUUUGUUGAUGACUGAUGUGCACCUUCGUUUGACUGGAUAGCUCUACUUAUAGUCUAAGUAAGUUUAUGUAUGCUGGUAGCGAUAGGCGGUACAGGUGAGAGUUGGAUUGUACCGGUUUUCGUGCAUAUGCAUGUGUGAAUUUCCUGAAGCGAUAUGGGCAGGUAAGGUGUGCGUGGCGGGUGCCACUCAAAGCUCUAGGCAAUGGUUCUUCAGCCACACUGUCAUGGAUUCCCAGAUGGCCAACCAGGCUGGUGCGUGACUACAAGUUGAGAUUAUUUAGACUACUGGUCGUAGGGGGUGUCCCUUCUGUCCUGUCGGCGUUCCCGUUGCGGUGGGUAAUAAGAUGUUUGACCAGGGAAACCGGCCCUAGAGCGCGGUGUUAAACUGAGGAAAGCUGGGUGGAAUUUCCUCAGUGAUGACGCCCGUGGUGGUAGCUGUUUUGCUGUGCUGGGGUGGGUUGACAGCGUUGACAUUCCGCGGCAUCCCACCCCUGCGUGUCUGUCGUCUCGCUGAUGGGUUUCGCAAAUAGCCGCUCCAGCUUAGACGGCUCUCCGCCAUACCUGUCCCAUCCUAUGCAAGCGUUUUCCUGGUUCCCUGGUCAUGUGUUGACUUCUGCAGCGGCAAACCAGGAGUCUAGACGUCCGAGUAGUGUUUGGGAAUAUGCGAUCCCUACAGGCCUACGACACGCAGCCAUAUUCUCGUUUAUUAUUUGGCUUUCAAGUAACGAUUUAACCUUUUUCCCAAUAAGGUCUUCUAGCGCUUUUGUUUCUUUUUUUCUCAUGGGCUUCCGGGGAAAAUUUGCUGGAGUCACUCAAUAUCGCUUCCAUCUUUCACACGUAAUCAGUCUUGUUUAGCAUCACGACAACGCUUCCUUUGUCAGGUUUUGAGAUGACGUCAGUUAGGGCCGAGAUGUUUUGUCUAGUUAGCGGUGAGCGUUGCAUAGUCGGGAAGGUUCUGCAUUGAUAGGCGAUAUCUACGAAUUUUGCUUUCCAACCAUCUCAUAUUGUCCUUUGACGUUGGUGUUAAUUCGAUAAUUGGUGAUAUAGGUCUUCAAAUUGAGCCUCAAUCUACGUCGAAUCUAUUUUUCUUCUCGGCACACAAAACACGAGUCCCAAAGAGAGGGCCUCGGCUUGCACGUUAGUCAGUUUCAAAUCCGACUUGUUAACAAUGUAGUCAUCUGGCUUUACUGCCAAAAUUGUACAAACCAGGGGUACCGUUACGGCCGAGUAGUAUUUAUUUUUUUCUGCUGGUAGAGGUUUCAUCGCGCGCAGCUGUCACUUCGACUGAACUUGACCGUUACCAUCAUCAUCAGAUUGUAAGCCCCAGUGGUCAUUCCGUGCCACAUCACGUCCUGCCGAUUCACGGCAAAUGUCCGCGCGUCCCACAUUUCCUCGACCAGCAGUGCGCCCUAUCAAUCGGAUGCUAACAUCGAUGGAACCUGACCUCAUGAUCACACAUUGUCCGUCAAGCUCAACGGUCUCGUGGUCUUAUCGGGAUUGGUAAAUUUCUGGAGCUUGUACCACUGCACGAAAAUUGUCAAUACCAUAUUCCAUCUCUUCGCUAUCGUGCCGUUUCGCCAGCCUCCUUCAUUUCUGCAUCUGGUUAGGUGAAAUUUGAGACCCCAGUGAUCUGGCGUCGUCGUCGUCUCACCUUUAUUUAAUGCAUUACCCUUUGUGUAUUUAUCUGCUGUCAGCUUAGUUCGUCCACUCAUGCCGUCCUCUUACUCUGACCUAGUGCUCGCUGAAGAUGCUAUCAAGGCGGCCGUCUCCGACCUGAAGGCCAAGCAGCGGUCUUCCUCUUAG